Molecule: messenger RNA, 2629 nt
Organism: Epinephelus fuscoguttatus (brown-marbled grouper)
Lineage: Eukaryota; Metazoa; Chordata; Actinopteri; Perciformes; Serranidae
Product: palmdelphin-like
Exons: 8
Coding region: 191-1987 (598 amino acids)
Biological process (GO): regulation of cell shape
Cellular component (GO): cytoplasm; membrane
Source: RefSeq, a predicted model, not a curated record
GACACAGAGAGAGUGAGAGAGAAAGGGGGAGGUCUUCCCAGUCAGUCUGAAUCUCUCUCAGCCUACACAAUCUCCCAACACAACCUCAGGCUCAGUGAUGUUGAAUACGCUGUGAGAGUGAGCUCUACCUUCCUUGCGUGCUCCGCUUUCACCUGCUCGAGGACACACACAGCACACACACUUGACCAUCAUGGAGGAGGCUGACCUGCUGAAGGAGAGGCUCCAGGCGAUAACGGACAAAAGAAGAAUCCAGGAGAACAUCGCAAAGAAACGGAGACAGAUUGAAGAGGAGAAAUUAAAACUCCAGUACAUAAAGAAGAAAGCCCUGAGGGAGCAGUGGCUGAUGGAUGGUCUGAGUCAGCAGUCGGAGGAGGAACAGGAAGCCAUGAGGCUUCAGGCUCAGGACGUACAGCAGCAGAGUGAUGAGCUGCAGAGCAACAUCCUCAGAAUAGAAAAGGAGAUUGAGGCCUUGGAAACACAGGAGCUCGUCAUCUCUGCCAACGAAGAAGUCGUUCUGAAACAGUUGAAAGAGGUGGAGAAGACGGCUGAGGACAUCAUCAAGGAGCUAAACGCAGAGUUCCAGCCAGAUGUGACACAUCAUGACCCCUUGUCACUCCCAGAUAUCCCAUCAUGCAUCCUGCUGACACCAAAAAAACCUCCUACACAUGAGCUUGCUAGUGAAGCACCAAAGAAAGCUACAUUUGCGAUGGAGAUCAGUGUGGAGCACGAUAAAAGAACAGGCAAAAGUCAGGUGGUCUCUACAGCAACUGUCACCCCAGAAACCAUCCAGGAGAGGGGGUUAAAGGUGUACGAUGAUGGGCACAAGUCUGUAUAUGCACUGCACCCAGAAGGGGGGAAAAUGCCCAGUGGAGCAGUUGGAGAGAUGACGCCCAUGGAGGUAGAGGAGCUGUUGCAUCAGGCCACAGAUAUGAACGUGCCCACUGAGGUGCAGUACCAUCAGCCUGUCUACUCUGUGCCGUAUACGGGGAGCAGCAGGCCUUCAACACCCAGGACACCAAAUAAAACGCAGCGACAAACCCCCACACCCAGCUCCAGCCCCUUUCAGAGCUCAGUCCCAUCGAGAAAUGAAGCUCAGAUCCUUGGGGAGGAAAACCAGCUCAGCCAAGACCUGGACGGAUGGAAAACCCCGAGCCAAACACCCAGCCCCAGCCUCAUCCAACAAGAGUACACAUCAACGGUGCAGAGACUGCGAGAAGAAACCAAGAUGCCCUACUUCCACAUUCCAGGACAGUCCAAAGCUGAGAGGCAUUUCAUUUCACAGCCUCACUUUGCUGUUAAAACUCCACUAAGACUCACCAACAGUGAGACUGAUGUGAGCAGUCCAAGCUCAGCAGCUCUUGUCUCGGUGAAAGCCAGGUCUGAAGGAAUGCCAGAACCCAUUCAGCCUGUCUACAGGGGUGUAGAUAGCUGUAGUCCUUUGCUAGCCAGCCACAAGUCCGUAGUUGAUCCUGAUGCCUUGAUAGAGAGCUCGGGUGAUUUUAACAGACAUUCACCCUUCAGUGCAGAGAGUAUCGCCACUCUGAACCUCGUCAACGCCCUGCCAGAGGAGCUAGAAUCAGAAAGUGUCACCAUGAUCUUCAUGGGCUAUGAAAAUGCCGAGGACGAGGACGAAGAAGACAUCCAAGCUGAGCUAGUGAUCGUAGGCUACAGCGAUGAUGAUAAUGAUGAUGAUGAUAAUGAUGACGAGGCCCAGCAUGGUAGAUAUGAAAGAGAGCAACUGUCAUACCAUCCAGAGGGAUACAAGAGCAAAGUCUUUCAACCCAAGAUGGGUAUAGCCAAGGUUACAGGCUGCAGAGACAUUAUCGAAGACACCUACACAAACCAGGACGACUUAGGGCUCCACAAGCCAACAUUCAUCCACAAGACUAGAAAGCACAGUCACUACCUGCAGGGACAGCGGGGGGAUGAGUCUGCAAACACAGGCAGCAUAAACAUGGAGAUGAAGCUCUGUGCAACAGGAAGAUAAGAUGGAACUUUACCACCUCCUGAGAAAGUGGGUCUUGAAAAGGAAAUGUAAGGAUAGGUGCUUAAUUAAGUGAUUCCUUUCUUGUCCUGCCAUGGCUCAUGGGUUUGAACAUACAAUAGCUGUGUGUAGAUGUGUAGCAUGCUGCCAGUCCAACAUAACGUGCUUCUCAGCUGUUCUCCAGAUGUUUUUCUUAUGCAACAGGAAGGUGACGACUGGUUCCUCUCGUUACAUUUACUGCAGAGAGCCUCGCCUUGCCACAUCUGUGCUUUGUCCUGAUUGAGAACUUGAAUUAUCGCCUGUAUCGCCUAUUGCAGUUGUUUGACUCCGCCCACCAGUCCACCCUGUGGUUGUUUGACUCCGCCCACCAGUCCAGUGUCUCUGACGUUAAAACAUGAUGAUGUCACAGUCAAGCUGACCUUUGACCUUCAUUAUUUUAUCCUGUUAGACAUUUGUGUCAAGUUUGGUCAUGAUUGGCUCAUGAAGUCUUGAGUAAUGUCCAAAAACACGUCUUGUGAUGUCAGGGUGACCUUUGACCUUUGACCACCAAAUUCUAAACAGUUCAUUCUUCAGUCCAAGUGGACGUCUGUGUUGAAUUUGAAGAGCCCUCUCACCAGACAGUCAUUGGCACAGAAAAAGUCAAAG